GACAUGGUUGACAGCCAUGGGCGCUCCGAGCCUGGACUGGGAAUGUGAUCUACACCCUUUCCGCAUCAAGUCAUCAGGAACAACAGAUCAUGACAGCGCGGUGGUGGGCUGGCCGUGAUGCAACCAUUACGGCGGGACCGCCUUUCGUCCCUUACUCGCAUCUCAGCUGUACGGUAAUCAAUGUCCGAGAAUCAGGAUGCGCCUUUUUGCCGCAUCUGCUUUGUAGCGAAAGCGAAAGUCGCAAACGUCACACCAACGAAACGGAACCGGAAGGUCGAGCACGAACAUCCCAACACACAACACACAACACACAAAACACGUCCGCACGGCAGACCCCGACCCAAGACCAACAAAACAAGGCUGAGCUGUCGGUGUCUGACUUAUUACUUGGCUCGCUCCCGCCUCGCCUCGCCGCACGUCACCGACUUACUUACCUCGUUCUCCCGACCGACCUUAUAAUCCCGACUACGUCCUUUCCAUCCAAACUCCUACCUCUGUACUACCUCAUCACCGGCGUCCGCACUUCCUCCAACUCCUCCUCCUCCUCCUCUUCCAAGGAGGAACGAGAAGUCGACUUGCACGCGCAGUCCUGGAAACUGCCUUAUAGUAUCGACGAUAAGGAUCUGAUGUUUGAUGGCAAGCCGUUGAAUUUGCUGUAUGAGGAGAACAGAUACGCGGUGGAGCACAGGCAGGGAUCACGUGAGCAUAGAGGACGAAGUCGGCAGAAGAAGUGAGAGGGAUUGCAUGUGAAAGGGAUUUGGAUUGGGUUAUUUCUCCGGGUUGGGCAUCACGUCGAGGUCACCAGACUGUCGUGUCACAUGCGUGCAUCACGACCACGACCACCAGCAACAAGAGAAUAUGAGA
Molecule: messenger RNA, 864 nt
Organism: Hyaloscypha bicolor E
Lineage: Eukaryota; Fungi; Ascomycota; Leotiomycetes; Helotiales; Hyaloscyphaceae
Exons: 4
Coding region: 90-734 (214 amino acids)
Source: RefSeq, a predicted model, not a curated record